GUUCAUUCGUCGUGUAGCCGGAGCUCUCGAGUUCGCUCUCGUCGUUGUGGUACGCGCGUUCUCAUUUCCGUCCGAUCGCUGAGCUGGAGUGUGUUUUUUUCGUUAUUGUUGCUUCUUGCGCCGCGCGGAGUUCAAGACCAAGAUCUGCGAACGGAUCGGAUCGGAUCGGUUCAGCAGCCUGCCAGCAGCCAGUAGUGGCAGUGACCAACACACAGUGUGUGCGAGGAGCAUCCAGUUCCAGUCGGAAUUCAUUGAACUUUCUCGGUCCUCUCACGAGCCUCACCGUGUUUCCAGCACACCAGGAGGAACAGGGCCUGUACGGGGUGGCCAAUAUCGCGCAGUGUGUUCCCGUUGUUCGGGGAAUUGAAAUUGUAAUUGAUUUUAUCUGCCUCGGAAUAUCUCAUACAUAGGUGUUGCGUUUUAGAAGUUGUUGGAGAUUUGGUGUGGAAUACGUGUGCGCUAGUUAUGUAUUGUGUGUGACCUCGAUACUCGAUUUUUUUUUUCGGAUGCGAACCUGGUGCUGCGCGCAUUGCUGCGAUUUUUGUUCCUUAUCAAAUUCAAGUGUAUAUAAAAUUUCAGCGACACUAUUUCGCUAGAUACGACACUUUUUCCACCAGUUGAAGGUUGUGUUUACUCACUCAAAGGGGUUCUGUCUGUUAUCACCGCAGUUUAUAGUAGUGUGGCGACGACGAGUGUUGGUGAAAGAUAAAAAUACAAGCUCGCCAUAAUUAUCAGCCAGCGCGCUACCGUUGCACUGUGGAAGAAGAAGGCCUUUUUGAUUUGCGAAGUAGAGUGUGCUCGGCCAAGAAGACGAUGAGGUGUUCGGUAUCGUUAUCGGGUUGUUGAAAAAAUUUACGGAUCGAGUGCUAGUGCAUUAAAGAUUUACCGUUUUUAACUCGCUGGAGAAAAAACCGCGCAAGAGGAAGGUGAACAGAUCCGGCCGAAAAUUCCAAGCAGUGUGGUGUGUGCUUCAGUGUGUGUUUUGUGUGGGGUGCAUAGGAAGUAGACCAACUAAUAUCCCUCAAAGAGAGAUACAGCAAAGAGAGAUCUCGUCCGGUUUGAUUGGGCGCCAUUUCUGUAUCCUGACCAUCUCUCCUUCUGAAUUUUGCUAAUCCGACCAGGCGCGUGUGCGACGCAUCCGAACCCAAAUGCCUUUGUUCAACAAGAAGAGUGCCAAAAUCUCUAACCCAUCCCCUCCCAUGACGAAAGAUCCCCACCACCAUCUCUUCUACGAGAACAACAACAGCUACAACAGCAACGGCAAAAACCUGGCCACGGGAACCACGAUGCCCACGGCGCCGCACAUCGACGACCUGAACCACGAGAGCAACGUGACCAAGCCGCAGCUCGUGUUCAACUGCCAGCUGGCCCACGGCAGCCCGACCGGGUUCAUCACCGGGUUCGCCAGCGUCAAGGAGCUCUACCAGAAGAUCGCCGAAUGCUACGACUUUGCGAUGGAUGAGAUUCUAUUCUGCACGCUAAACUCGCACAAGGUCGACAUGAGCAACCUGCUGGGCGGUCAGAUCGGCCUCAAUGAUUUCAUCUUCGCACACAAAAAAGGCCGACCGAAGGAGGUGGAAAUAGUGAAAUCGGAAGACGCCCUCGGACUGACCAUCACCGACAACGGUGCCGGAUAUGCGUUCAUCAAGCGGAUCAAAAGCGGCAGCGUCAUCGACCGGAUCCAGCACAUACAGGUCGGAGAUCACAUCGAAAAGCUGGACGGUGUCAAUGUGGUUGGCAAGCGACAUUACGAGGUGGCCCGCAUGCUGAAGGAUAUUCCUACUGGAUCGACGUUCACGAUUCGAUUGGUCGAGCCGAUGAAGAGUGGUUUCCAGGGUAUUGCACCGCGUAAAGGCGGUGCCAAACAGUCGAAACCGGGUGGCUACGGCAGUGGAAAGGAAACGCUUAGGUUUAAGGCUAAUGGCAAUGCCGCCAUUGAGGACGAGCACGACGAUGCAACACAGUGUGGAAUAGAUGCCAUCAAUACACUGCUAGAUUCGUUUAUGGGAAUCAACGACACAGAACUAGCGACGCAGAUCUGGGACCUAGGAAGCAAUAAAACCAACUCGAUGGACUUUGCCGAAGCGAUUGACGCGUCCGACCUGGAAGCCUUUGGAUUCACCGACGACUUUAUCAUCGAACUGUGGGGUGCAAUCACCGAUGCUCGACAGGGUCGUCACCGAAGAUAAGUAGGUUAGAUACCUAGCGUGUGUGCGAUGGUGAUGAUGAUGAAUCAACCCGCGCGAAAAGUAACAUAGCAAAUAGCAACCGCCAAGCCAAUCGCGCUGUACUGAAGCGUAUCUCUGUAUCCCCCUGUCUCCUUUUCCGUAAAUAGAAAAAAAAAAAAAAAACAAAAGUAGAUUGGAUUUAGUUUCUGAACAAUGGAUAUUUGUCGUCGCUUUCGUCGGAAUGUUAUUGAUGAAGUUAUUUAUAAUCAAAAAUCCUAUAUUUUCCACCCCUGUAGCAACGAAAGCGAUUACAAAAAGUACCCAAAAUCAUAAUAUUAAUAGCAUUUAUGUUUGUCAUGAAAACCAGAGGAAAGCAUUCCCUCGGGAACGACCAAUACUUAUGAUGAAUCGUGUAGCUAGAACAAAAAAGAAACGAACAGCAACUCAAAACAAAUGAAAAAGACAUUCAUUAAUGUGAAAGUGAUAAUAUUAGUAAUUUUAAACUACUAUUAACGUUAUUCCGCAGAAGAAGCUGCAGGAGAAAAAGUGUACUUACAGAUGCGUCGGAAGUCGGAGUCGGUCCGCAUUCCGAGAAAGAUUAUGUAGAUUUUUAUUUAUCGACUGGAGCAGGAGAACGGAAAUCAAGUCAUGGAUGAUGUUAUUUUAGCUGUUUAGAGCAAUGAAAAAAGAAAGUGUCGAUAUGAUUCUUGUACGAUUAAGCAAUGAUCAACGUUUAGAAAUACAGAGUUAAGAGAUAAACU
Molecule: messenger RNA, 2929 nt
Organism: Aedes albopictus (Asian tiger mosquito)
Lineage: Eukaryota; Metazoa; Arthropoda; Insecta; Diptera; Culicidae
Gene: kermit
Product: PDZ domain-containing protein GIPC3
Exons: 6
Coding region: 1149-2189 (346 amino acids)
Molecular function (GO): protein binding
Source: RefSeq, a predicted model, not a curated record